This is a messenger RNA of Castor canadensis (American beaver), 6341 nucleotides long. RefSeq lists its product as uncharacterized. NCBI's taxonomy places the organism in Eukaryota, Metazoa, Chordata, Mammalia, Rodentia, Castoridae. The record is from RefSeq and is a predicted model, not a curated record.
AAGCGUUUCUGCCAUUUCCCCUCCCAGAGGGCAUCCAUAGUGUCCACCCGCGAGCGCGUAGCCUCCCAUAGGUGUAUGUGUGCGGUCUGCACUUGAGGGCCAUAAUUAAGUUUGAAGUGCUCCCCUCCCAGUUUCAGAACCCCAUUUGCUAUAUAAAAUACAUUGUCUGUCCUGUGAGGAUAUUUUUCCUGACUCUCACUGCAACCUUGUGCAUUGUUGACUUUGCCUCGGGUUUGCCACACUCGCCCCUCCAAAUACAGUGGAUGCACAUAGUCUCUAGACCAUGGUGUAUUUUAUUCUGUCACAAAACUAAGGCCGUCUACUCACUGACUCAAACACCACUAACCAGUGGUUAUGAACCUUCAUCUCUCUUUCUGCCUCCUAGACAUGUGUUUCAACGGCUAGCACCCCUGCUGUCCCGUCAGCCAGGGUGGGGGCAGCUCAUCUGUUGUCAGAUGUGUUCACGUCUUGCGGUGGAGACAUGACAGUGCGGGGUCCUUUGAUAUGCAGCCAAAACUCUGCAUUUAACACCCCAGGCAAGGUUGUAGUCUCUCUAGAGCUUUAAAAUCAGUCUCUGUUGGAACAAGUCCCUGAGAAAUCCAGCUGAAGGUCUCCUGCCACCACCUACCUGUUCCCUUUGGUCCGCGUGUCACCCUUCAGUGAAUCGCGUCAGCACAGAGGAGGCCUGGAGCUACAGCAGCCCUGCACGCCCAGGUUCCUCAUGAGGGAUGGCUGGGGACAGUUGCCCCUGUUCCGGAUGAUGGCUUUGGACACAGUUUUCUUCAGGUGGUGUCUGGUGGUCACAGGUGUGGCCACGAGACAAGGCGUGGCUCACCAGAAGAGAACCUAAGGCUCCAGUCUAAUCCUCUAAUCCUGGUCUAGAAACCUUAGGAAAGCAUCUGACAGCACAAGAGCAAAAACAUCUCUUAGGUGAUCAUAGAAGCACUUCAGAACUUUCUAGAACUCUGCCUGGGGCUGGCAGAUAAACCUUAUUGCCAUGUCCACCAAAGAAGAUGGACUAAUGGCCCCACCCGACCUUGGUGGAGGGUGGUUGGUAACAGACUGGCUUUAUAAUGGUUUACCAAGCUGAAAUAUGACACAGCAUGGCUGUGUCUGGAUAGCCAAACUGGGUGAGAUGCCCUGUGACCCCAGAGAUAUAGGAAGGACACACAGCAAGUCCACCUAAGUGUGUCCUGUUUACAAUGGCCACUGAGGGGUGUACACCACCCAAGCAGAGGGCAGCCUUGGAGCUGUGAUAUGGGGCAGUGGAGGGGUGGCUCACCUGAGGUGGGAGAAGUGGAGUAGAUCUUUGUGUCAUCCCCACCUCUCCCAAAAAAAAGAGGGUGAUGGGAAUUUAAUACCAGCUCAAGAGCCGUCAGAGAGGAGCUCAGGAAGCAAUAGGUCAAUGUUCUGUGUGGCUGGGCAUUGUGGCCUUGAGUCAGUUGAUCAGAAUGUCCCCACAGCAUGUUGUCAGUGUUGAGUCAUCUUAAUGACUCAACCUGAGAAGUCAUUGAGACGAUUGAAAUAGCCCAGCCAGCCUCACAGGCCAAGUGAACCAUGAAGCUCCCACAGGGACAAAUGCUCUUCGAGCCUUCUCGUACCACCUGGGCCAGCCCUAAGAACAGUAAGAUUUGCAGCGACAAACUGCCCCUUGAUGAACAAGCCCUGAGGAAGAAGAUCAGCCGGACGUUCGAUGAGACGGCACGCACCCUCCUUGGCAGCCUCCUGCUCUAUGUCUCAGAACACAAAGACGGGCCCCAGAGGGCAGAGGACAGGGAGCACAAAGCCAGCCGCACACCCCAGCCCCAGGAGGCAGGUCCCCGGCCCACACGCUUCCAGCUUUUACAGGCCAAGUUCAUGGGCACUGGCCGGGAACCGCACCUCAAGAGGACCCGGGAGGUGGGCCGGCUGAUCUCCAAGGACAAACAAGGCCCUGGCAGGAGCCUUGUGAGUGCCACCAUUAACAAACUCCUGGAGAAGACCAAGGAGGGGGGCAGCAGCCCUGGCCAGAGACGCCCGGCCAGCGAGAAGUCCCGAUGGGGUCCCCAUGGUGGGAAAAGCACGGUGAAAAACAUCCUGAAGAAGUUCUUGGCUGCGGAGGAAAAGGAAGCUAAGGAGAAGGAAGCUCGAGAGAAGUCCCCUGCCCAGUGCCCCAAAACCACCAGGCCCCUACCAAGGGUCAUGGGCAGCAGAAGCUCUGUCUUGACCAAGUUGAGAGAGAGAUUUGAGCAGAGCGGCUGCCUCCACGCCGAGGCUGGCGUGCUGCCUCUGCACAGGGAGGGUCGAAAGAGCAAGAGCCAGCAGAAGAAGAAGGUGCACAGACCUGAGGUACGGGUGCUGCACACAGCCACCAUGGCCACCAGCUGCACCAGGACACCCCCCAUCCGCUUUCUGGCCUGCACAGCUGAACCCCUGCCAGCCCUCAACAUUGCCACUAUCGUCUGUGGCCCCCAGAGCUGGUUGUCCCACUGUGCAAAAAUAAGUCACUUGGAUUCCAGGCGGUGGCCCAAGAGAGAAACCAGGGUAUCCCCGGACUUGGAGGGCAUGGAGCCCAGUGGGAACAAAACCUUGGGAUCCCUAACUGAGGAGCCCAAAAAACAGCUAAAGUCCCCAAAAUCCUCGAUGCCCCAGGCAGAGGCUCAGGGGGACCGUCACCUGGCUCUGGACAUGGAGUGCAUUUCCCAGCCAGACUCCUCUUAUACUUACCAAGAUGGCAAAGCCCUUUCCAGCUGUGUGUCAAUAUUGUCAACAGUUGAGCAGGCCAGCCUCAGGGGUGCUGGGCAAGCUGGAGAGGACAGGACAGCAGGGCCCAAAGCACAGGGGGAGGCAGACCACAGCCAGAAGGUGAAGGAAGGUGCAGGGGAGGUCCCUGAAGUCACCACGGCUGUAUGCAGUUCCGAAGAUGAGACAGAAAGAACACCCCCAGACACGGACAGAGAGCAGCUCUUCACCAUGCAGAAGUACCUUCCAGAACAGGAAGUGGAGGCGUGGAUCCCCUUGCUGGACUCUGCAGCAGUCCAGGCCACAAGGCGAGCCCAGCCGGCCAUCCAGCCUGCACAAAUAACCGUGCAGCUUCCCAUUGUCCACAAAAUGCCGGCCCCUGCUGCUCCUCUACCCAGGGUGUCAAGUCAUGAAGACAAACAUUCUCAUGUAUUUGGAGGAGAUGAUGUGAUUGAAAAUACACCAGUAGCAUUUCUCACUGGGACUGAGGCCAGGAGGGGUCACCAAACCUCAGCAAGACUGGUGCCAGGCAUCCUCGGUACUGCUGCAGAGCAAGGAUCACGAGACGACCUAACAGAUGCUGCUGGUGUGGAUGGUGAUGUUCUACAGAUGGACCUGACACCAAAGCCUUUAGGGAGUUCUCUUGGCAGACAGGGGAACCAACAUGGCGCUCAGAACUCCAGCGAUCUCAGGAGUCACAGUGGCGUUCCAACACAGAGCACUUCUGAGCUCAGUUGGGAGAAGCAUCUGCUGUCAGAAUCAAAUAAAGCACCAACCCCUAACAAAAGAGCCUCAUCAAUUUACCCCACAGCAUCGGAACACUGCCUGAGAGGGGGCACCAGCCGGCCAGGGCCAUGCCCUGUGAUGCAGGUGCCAUCCCAGAGCUGCAUGAGGCCUGAGAGUUCUACCAGGAUAACUAAGAGCACCCUGAAUGGACAGAAAGAAUGUAAAAGGCCCAUGACAGUGUUGGCUUCACCCCUGAGGACUGCCCAGGAAAAUAGCAGACAUGAUUUGAACAAGAACACACAGUGUUCAUCAGAUGAACUGCUCAAGGCAAGUAUCAAAGCCUCUAGGGUAGCCACGGCUACGAGUGCCAAAAUGCCAUGGCCAGGUGGUACCCAGGGCUCUGAACAGAAGAUAAUGCUACAGCCAGAUGGCACCCAGGAUGGUGAACCUAAGGUAACUCCAUGGCCAGGUGCUGCACGAGGCCCUGAACACAACAUAACAGCACAUCUAGGAGGCACCCAAGGCUCUGAACACAAGAUACAGCCAGAUGGUACCCAGGACCCUGAAAACAAGACAAUGCCACAGCCAGCUGGUGCACGAAACCCUGAACACAAGAGAACACCACGGCUGGGUGGCACCCGAGACCCUGAACACAAGAUAGGAGAAGAGUUGGCUGGUUUGGAGGAGGAAGAUGGAGCAUUGGUGGCAUGUUACUUUGUUGCUAAAGGAAAUGGUCUUGUAGGAGAGGGUCUCCUUCAAGAACCUGGCAGCCACCGUGUCUUGGCAACAAGCAAGUCCUCCAAGCACACGAGUGGAGCCACAGAAAGGAGUGUCUUAGGGGACACAGCGAGGCACCAGCCCCUAGCAUGGGCGGCCCCGACUGCUCGGUCAGAGGAAGCUGGCAACUCCUGCCUGGUGCCUGAUGACCCCAGACUGUGUGCUUCAACCAAAUCAGCAGUCAGCAAACACAGUGCGGCAGUAGGGCGCAGAAAGGCAGCCUUGGAAGGAGACCCUGUGCAUGAAAGCAUGGUGUCCCAAAGCCCACAGAAGAGCCCUUCUCGGUCCCCAGGCCAUAGCCCAGACCAGCCGCAGCUGCCCUCUGAGGGCCCCCAGGCACAGGACAGAAAGCACCUCACGGCAGAACAACGUCCUCCUUCUAGGGCAGCAUUCUCUGUUGCUCAUUCCACAGGGCCCAUCGUGAGGGAGGAAGCCAGGCAGGUGGAGCCACAGGGCUCUGAGCCUCUUCCCCUCCACCAGUGGGCAGAGGGCAGGGCUGCCCCUGAAGCAAAGAGCUUGGGGAAUGGAGCCCAAGAGAGGCGACCAGCACAGGUGGACCUGGAGCCACCACAGUGUCACCCCAAGCUGGAGGAAGCUGGCAUGGGACACAUGAGUUCACACCAAGCUGGACAGCAGGAUGGUUCUGCACAGAGUUGGACAACACCUUUGGACCAGAAGGCCAUGCUGGGUGUGACCGAGCUUCAGGCACACACUGCUCAGGACCUGGCAAGGGAUGAGAAGAUGCCAGCUGUGGAGAACCCCAGCCAGCACAAGGUCAAGGCCCAGGACCAUACAUGGGGGCCAGGAUGGAAGGUUAGGAGCCCCACUCAGGGAGGUGAUCCCCAAGCUGUCAAGAACCCAGCCACUCCAGAGAAGCCAAAGAAGCCUGGCAACCUGGCUGUGCAGGGACAGGCCCAGGGACAGAGACUGACCAACAGCAAGGUCUCCCAGGUCCAGGAGCAGCCUGACCGCACAGUAGAAGGGACACCCACUGCUGGUGUACAUGGAGAACACCCAAGACCAGCCCUAAGAGUCUGCAGCCAGGGCAAUGCAGGUGCCCAACACCCAACCCUAGGAAGCCGGCCUCUGACAGGUGAUGGCACUGCAGUCUCCCUCCUGGAGCCAGCAGAUAACUCUGCCUGGCCCACACCUGUUGCAGGGGGCCACCAGAGUCUCCGUUCCCCAGCCCAGGAAGGGCUCCCAGAUACCCCUGGGCCAGAGAGAGAGCUGUCAGACGUGGGGCGUCGCAGAAAGUCAGCGCACUUUGCAAAAUACAAAGCUCAAAGCUUUAGGGACCAGCGAGACUUCGAGCUGUCCUUCAGAUCCACAGUCCUCAGGGCCACUGACCCCCUCGAGCCCCCAAAGUGAGCGUGCACUGUAGGAAGCCAGCGCUCCAAACCUUCAGCUGGGGUUUCCACGCGUGACCUGCCUCCAAAUGAACACGUUUUGAGCAUCCCUACAGAGACUCCAGGGACUUGGAGUCUCAUUUCCUUUCAUUUUACACGAGCUGAUCUUGGGGGUGCAUUGCAGUGUUCCCUGCUUGGGCCCGGGGCACUGCACCCUUUCCCAGGCCUCGAGGCAGCCGGGGUGAGGAAGGUACUGGCCAGAGCUGCUUUCUGCCUGUGGCUCUUUACUUUCAGAGAUCCUUGUGUUUGAUUGGCACUCACUCCUGCCCUCCAGUGCCUUGAAUGGUCCCUGCUGUGCCCUCUGGCUCUGCUCUCUAUCCAGGGCUGGCCUCCCCCAUGUCCCUGCCAAGAGCCCAGUCAGUGCCUGGGACCCACAACCUGAGCCCUGCUUGUGUGGGAAGAGAAAUGUAUGCCUGAGCCACAGGGUCCCCCAGACUGGUGCCAGCCACAUGGUGGUCACACAGAGCUGGCAGGACACUGGGGUCUCACUAUGUAGUCUGCUCGUCUUCACGGCAGACCUCAAGAAAUACCCAGGAAGGUGACCACAGGGAGCCACACAAGACUCUCUAACACUAAUCCCAAGCAAGCUCUCAUUCAGAAGCUAGAUGGUAGCCAGGCACCAGUGGCUCACACUUGUAACCCUAGCUACGCAGGAGGCAGAGAUUUGGAGGACUGCAGUUCGAAGCCAUCCUGGGAAAUAGUUCGUGAGAC